CAAACCAACUACCAUUUGCCUAUAUUGGAUACUCGUACCCAUCACUCUUUUUUUCUCCCACACUCUUUUAUAAACCUCUUCCAUCCCUCCUUUUCUCACUUCCUACCACCCCUGUUUUUCUCUCUCCUCUCCCCUUUCCAUUUCAACAACCAUUAAAAUCCAUGUAACAAUAAAAACCACCCUCAAAAACACCCUUUAUCCAUGUCUCUUCCGCCUCCGCUGUCGUCUUCGCCACCAAUACACCACCUUCCCCCACCAGGAAACAGCAGUUUCCCAGUCAUAGCAAUCGCCGUGAUCGGCAUUCUAGCAACCGCGUUCCUCCUAAUCAGCUACUACAUUUUCGUCAUCAAAUGCUGCUUAACAUGGCACAGAGUCGACAUUUUCAACCGCUUUUUCUCCCGAGUUAGAGACACUAACGAUGAUACAGAUUCAUUAGCGACUCCUACUUUAUACCCCGACGGCGGCAGCACCGCCGUCCAGAAGGGCCUUGACGAGGCCCUCAUCAGAUCGAUACCCGUGAUAGAGUUCAGAAAAUUAAAAUCAGAGAGAAAAGUAAACGACACAACAGUUUCAGCAGAGCCUGCAACGUCAUACGAGUGCGCUGUCUGCUUAAGCGAGUUCGAGGAAGGAGAAAGACUACGUGUCAUCCCCUACUGCUGCCACGCGUUUCAUAUCGAUUGUAUCGAUGUUUGGCUACAGAGUAACGCUAAUUGCCCACUUUGUAGAUCAGGGAUUUCACCAUCUUCGAUACUGCACAAUACACAGCAACACAUGAUUAAUUACCCGUACCCACCGCAAUGUCAGCCGCAGAAGCCGUCAAGUAACGGUGUAACCGAUGUUCAAAGCGACAACAAUGGCGGUGAAGAAGAUGACGAUGAUGAUGGUUUUGUGGUGAUUGAGAUUCAAGGGAAUAAUUUGGAUGAACCCAGAUUGGUAAGUAGGAAAAUGGGGCGGGUUUGUAGUAUGGGUGAUGAAUUAAUUGAUACAAUGAGGGAAAAAGAUGAAGAGUUUAAUGUAAUUCAGCCGAUAAGAAGGUCUAUUUCAAUGGAUUUGUCAAGUGAUAGAGAGUUUUGCCUCGAAAUUCGAGAAUGUUGUAGAAGUAAUGUUGAAGCUAGUGACAUUAGUUGUGGUAGUAGUAGUAGCAGCAAAGUUAGAAGAUCUAUCUUCUCAUUUGGGUAUGGAAGGGGUUCAAGAUGCUCUGUUCAACCAGUUCAUUUGGAUCCAUGACUCAAGAUGAGGUAUCUAUUUUUUUAUUUUUAUUGGGGGGUUUGUCGUUAGAUAUGAGAUUGAAUUCUGUCUAUAAGUUUAUUUUUUGCGACUUUUGUUAGACGAAAAACAAAAAAAGUUGAUUUGUGUAAUUUAGGAUGUACAAGUUUUUUAGAUAUGUAUUUGGACGGGUGUAAGAAAGAGGUUAGGUUGUUAUAGAGACAAAUUUAAUUGUAAUUUCAUUCAAUUGUUUGAUUUAGUACAAAUUAGUACAAAUUAUUGAUA
Spinacia oleracea (spinach) is the source of this 1491-nucleotide messenger RNA. Its product is annotated as RING-H2 finger protein ATL16. Lineage: Eukaryota; Viridiplantae; Streptophyta; Magnoliopsida; Caryophyllales; Amaranthaceae. The record is from RefSeq and is a predicted model, not a curated record. The transcript has a single exon. Gene Ontology annotation, molecular function: transferase activity. Gene Ontology annotation, biological process: protein ubiquitination. The coding region runs from base 202 to 1227 and encodes 341 amino acids.